Molecule: messenger RNA, 2805 nt
Organism: Oncorhynchus tshawytscha (Chinook salmon)
Lineage: Eukaryota; Metazoa; Chordata; Actinopteri; Salmoniformes; Salmonidae
Product: stathmin-4-like
Exons: 8
Coding region: 215-1267 (350 amino acids)
Biological process (GO): regulation of microtubule polymerization or depolymerization; microtubule depolymerization; neuron projection development
Cellular component (GO): cytoplasm; neuron projection
Molecular function (GO): tubulin binding
Source: RefSeq, a predicted model, not a curated record
CUCCUCUGGACCAAUAGCAGGGCCCGGAGGUGAUGUCAUGGGGUAGUAGAGGGGCUGUUGCUGAUGCUGCCGCUAGUCUGUAUCCAAGGAGCAAGACUGACAGAGAAACAGCCUGAAAACCCGGAACUACCCCACCAACCCCAUCCACCAUCAUCAACUCAGCCCUGCUCCAGAGGAGGGAACAGCAUUGACCUGAGCUCAACACAGUGGAAUCAUGACCCUAGCAGUGUACAGAGAGAAGUUGAAAGAGCUCCCCCUAGUGUCUCUGUUCUGCUCCUGCAUCAACCCUCAGACCAUCGACUGUAAACCCACAUACAAAGCAGAAGAUGCGGUGGAUCUGGGCUGGUGUGUGAUAAAGGACGUGGAGGUGAUAGAGUUGAACAAGCGUUCUUCGGGCCAGGCCUUCGAGGUCAUCCUGAAGCCUCCGUCAUUUGAUGGCGUCCCAGAGUUCAACGCUACCAUGCCCCAACGCAGAGAACUCUCCAUGGAGGAGAUCCAGAAGAAACUAGAGGCUGCAGAGGAGAGGAGGAAGUGCCAGGAGGCUGAGCUGCUGAAGCACCUGGCAGAGAAGAGAGAGCACGAGAGAGAGGUGAUUCAGAAGGCCUUACAGGAGAACAACAACUUCAUCAAGAACUCCAAGGAGAAGCUGGAGCAGAAGAUGGAGGCCAACAAGGAGAACAGAGAGGCUCUACUGGCGGCCAUGUUGGAACGACUGCAGGAGAAGGACAAACAUGCAGAAGAGGUGAGGAAAAAGGUACUAGCCUUGGCAGAUGUGGUGGAUCUGGGCUGGUGUGUGAUAAAGGACGUAGAGGUGAUAGAGUUGAACAAGCGUUCUUCGGGCCAGGCCUUCGAGGUCAUCUUGAAGCCUCCGUCAUUUGAUGGCGUCCCAGAGUUCAACGCUACCAUGCCCCAACGCAGAGAACUCUCCAUGGAGGAGAUCCAGAAGAAACUAGAGGCUGCAGAGGAGAGGAGGAAGUGCCAGGAGGCUGAGUUGCUGAAGCACCUGGCAGAGAAGAGAGAGCACGAGAGAGAGGUGAUUCAGAAGGCCUUAGAGGAGAACAACAACUUCAUCAAGAACUCCAAGGAGAAGCUGGAGCAGAAGAUGGAGGCCAACAAGGAGAACAGAGAGGCUCUACUGGCGGCCAUGUUGGAACGACUGCAAGACAAGAAAAAACACAGCGAAGAGGUGAGGAAGAAAAAAAGAACUGAAGGAGGAAGCCAGCUGGAAGACGAGUGGAGCGAGGGAGUGGGUUUUGUGAGUCAAUAAAAUCUGAACUAUGAACACAGGAAAUCAAUAUUCAUGUUAAGAAUGUAUACCGUAACGAAUUGGAACAAGUGUACAAAACUAAACUGGGAUUCCACAACACACAACAAAAACAUUUUGAUGAAAUAAAAGAGACAAGGACGUGUCUGUCUGGCAAUGUAAAGUGCACCAGAGUGUGAGUGGAUCUGGGUGUGAAAGGAUGUUUUAAUGACGAUGUUAAUUAUGUGGGGACAGACAGAGUGAAUCUGGUGUUUGUGGUGGAACACAGUGGAGUGGUAGGUUGUCAAUAUGGUGCCUCAGUCAGCGUCGAAACAUACAGUACCACACCCUCAGAGCCCACUAUCCCACUAGCUGACUGAACACACCCUCAGAGCCCAUUAUCCCAGAGCUGACUGAUCACACCCUCAGAGCCCACUAUCCCACUAGCUGACUGAACACACCCUCAGAGCCCACUAUCCCACUAGCUGACUGAACACACCCUCAGAGCCCACUAUCCCACUAGCUGACUGAACACACCCUCAGAGCCCACUAUCCCACUGGCUGACUGAACACACCCUCAGAGCCCACUAUCCCACUGGCUGACUGAACACACCCUCAGAGCCCACUAUCCCACUAGCUGACUGAACACACCCUCAGAGCCCACUAUCCCACUAGCUGACUGAACACACCCUCAGAGCCCACUAUCCCACUAGCUGACUGAACACACCCUCAGAGCCCACUAUCCCACUAGCUGACUGAACACACCCUCAGAGCCCACUAUCCCACUAGCUGACUGAACACACCCUCAGAGCCCACUAUCCCACUAGCUGACUGAACACACCCUCAGAGCCCACUAUCCCACUAGCUGACUGAACACACCCUCAGAGACCACUAUCCCACUAGCUGACUGAACACACCCUCAGAGCCCACUAUCCCACUAGCUGACUGAACACACCCUCAGAGCCCACUAUCCCACUAGCUGACUGAACACACCCUCAGAGACCACUAUCCCACUAGCUGACUGAACACACCCUCAGAGCCCACUAUCCCACUAGCUGACUGAACACACCCUCAGAGCCCACUAUCCCACUAGCUGACUGAACACACCCUCAGAGCCCACUAUCCCACUAGCUGACUGAACACACCCUCAGAGCCCACUAUCCCACUAGCUGACUGAACACACCCUCAGAGCCCACUAUCCCACUAGCUGACUGAACACACCCUCAGAGCCCACUAUCCCACUAGCUGACUGAACACACCCUCAGAGCCCACUAUCCCACUAGCUGACUGAACACACCCUCAGAGCCCACUAUCCCACUAGCUGACUGAACACACCCUCAGAGCCCACUAUCCCACUAGCUGACUGAACACACCCUCAGAGCCCACUAUCCCACUAGCUGACUGAACACACCCUCAGAGCCCACUAUCCCACUAGCUGACUGAACACACCCUCAGAGCCCACUAUCCCACUAGCUGACUGAACACACCCUCAGAGCCCACUAUCCCACUAGCUGACUGAACACACCCUCAGAGCCCACUAUCCCACUAGCUGACUGAACACA